Molecule: messenger RNA, 3370 nt
Organism: Planococcus citri (citrus mealybug)
Lineage: Eukaryota; Metazoa; Arthropoda; Insecta; Hemiptera; Pseudococcidae
Product: transient receptor potential cation channel protein painless-like
Exons: 1
Coding region: 274-3345 (1023 amino acids)
Biological process (GO): transmembrane transport; monoatomic ion transport
Cellular component (GO): membrane
Molecular function (GO): protein binding; monoatomic ion channel activity
Source: RefSeq, a predicted model, not a curated record
UCCUAUAAAAAUAAUAUAGGUUUUUUCAGUGUUGUUGUUGUUUUUUUUAUGCAUAAUUACGCGAAAUAGAAAUUUAUUGACCAAAAAGUUGAGUAAAAAAAAUAUAGCGCGAAGGCAUGCCUGUCUCUUCAUGAAAUUGUUUUAAAAAACCUGAAUGUGUUACAGGACAAAAAACUACCCGAAUUCGAAUGGAUCCCAACUAAAGCUCCCAAGGGAACGAGACAUUCAGAAUUCAUCAAUCAACGCGAACCCUACACUUGGGAAUAAUUCAAAAUGAACUACUUGCCAGAAAGAACUCCAUCGUCAAUCUUCAAUCAGCUCCUUUUUACUCUCAAGAAUUCAAACUUGGACGAAUUUAAACAAAUCAUAGCCUACAACUCAGAUGCCAAUUUCUUCGACGUGAACUAUUUCUUCGACGAAUUUGUCGAAUACAACGACAGUGGAACAUUAUUAGAUAUCGCUUGCCGAAGCACUGGUAAAAGCGAAUUCGUACAAAUCUUAUUAUCCAAUUUCGCCAACGUCAACGUCAUAAACAAACGCACUGGGAAAGCCCCCAUUCACGAAGCUGUUGAGAAAUCCGAUAUCGACACCGUGAAAGUUCUCAUUAAAAAAUAUUGGUACAGCGAAUGCGACGUUAAUUUGCCAGAUCAAAAUGGUAAUACUGCCUUACACCUCGUCAUCAAGCUGAACAAAAUGGAUUUUAUGAAAACCCUGCUACAAAACUGCAAUCGAAUCGAUAUCAACGUAGGAACUUGGCAAAAUGCGACUCCAUUGCAUUUAGCUCUACGCAAAGGUAAUCUAGAUGCUGCCAAAUUAUUAUUAGAGCAUCCUCAUGUUGACUUAAAUUUUCAAAAAGAUUCCGAAGGUCGCACCUGUCGUCAAAUAAUCCAAGAUCAAUACCCUCAACAAUUUCUGCAAUCAUUUUCAUUUCGCAACAUUCGAUCACCUUAUAAUAUCGGCUCCAUUUUAUUCUCGCUACUGAAACGUCAAGAAACCGAAUUAUUUGAAAAUCUUGCUAGUGAAGUCGACGUUGGGUUCUUAAAUGAGACCCACAAUGGUUGUCAAACCUAUUUACAAUGUGCUUGCGACUUAGGUUUGGUCAGUACUGUGAAUAUGCUUUUGAGUAAAGGAGUGAAUCCUAACAAGAUGGCAGAAACUCGUCAAAAUAAGACGGUUAUUCGUAAAUGUAGAUCUCUUACCCCAGCAAUGCUAGCUGCUCGUAACGGUUUCGAUCAAGUACUCGAACUACUGAUCGAGAAUUCCGAAAUUCAGCUACAAAUUUCAGAACUGGGUUCGGUGCUGCAUUCAGUCAUGGAAGGUAUGUUCAAUAAGUCUACAGAUCAAAGAUCAGGCCACCAUAAAUGCCUCCAAUUGAUUCUGAAUAAAGCUAAAUCUCGAGAUGGGUUGGACUUGAAUUUCGAAGACCACGACGGAUACACUGUGCUAUUCAUGGCAACUAUAUUAAACGACGAUCAAGUUAUUAAAUCUCUGAUUUAUGCGGGGGCUCGAUUCUAUCAAAAAAACCACCCAGGGGAUACGUAUUACCUGAUGAUCAAUUCCUCGAUGCUCUCAGAGUAUUUGGACAGCUGCAUUAGUUCUAAAAACGAGUCGCCAUUCAUGAUUGAUUGUGACAUCAUCAUUGAUUACAAGACCUUGGUUAGUUCGAGUAAAAAUCUCGGAAGCGAAGAUGUUAAUGAAACGGAAGCUUCCUCCGAACUAGAAGAAGUCAUCGUGAGAGAUCUUGACAGUAGAGAAGUGUAUGAAAUGCAGUCUUCUGGAAUGUUGGAAUGUUCCUCUAAAAAAAAUCGUGCUGAUUCAGAUGUAAAUGAGAUGGAGAUUUUCACGGUACUGAAUGAUUCUGCUGAGCUGAGGGAGCAUCUUAAGCAUCCAGUUUUAGUGAGUUUUCUCUACAUGAAAUGGCAUCAGGUGGAGAAAUAUUACAAGAUUAAUUUUUUUUUGUAUUUGUUAUUUUGCUGGAGUCUAAGUUUAUACGUUUGGUUUAUUUAUGAAGUUUUCCCAUCACUAGCAACUUUACAAAUCAAUUUGAUUUCAUUACUGUGGUGGGCAACUCAAAUCUUCUACAUACCUCUCAUUCCGAGAGUAGUAUUACAGUUUUUCCUAUCACCUCAGUUUAAUUGGAACUCACUAGAAGACUGGUUUGAAAGAAUAGUUUUUACUAUCGCAGGUUACUUGCUGUACUUUUCCAGGCCAGAUCAGUGCUGUCUACUUACUGCUGUUGUUAUUUUAGUCUCGUGGAUCGAACUGGUUUUUUUGCUCGGUAAACAUCCCUCGUUCGCAACUGAAAUAGCAAUGUUUAAAAAAGUUGCGUGGAAUUUCAUGAGAUUCUUGUUCUUAUAUUCGGGCAUGAUUUUGGCAUUCGCUUUCAGUUUCUACAUACUAAUGAGACAGAAUCCGCUGAAACAGGAUCCGCUGAACGACAAGGGUAAUACGAGUAACUCGAAAGACGUCACUUCUGCUUUCAACAAUCCAAUUACAUCGAUUUUCAAAUCGUUCAUCAUGCUGACCGGCGAAUUCGACAUGGAAUCCGUACCUCUAGGAUCCUCCCCGUUCAACUCUAAUCAUCUGGUGUUCAUUUUAUUUGUAUUCCUCAUAGGCAUCGUAUUGUACAACUUGCUCAAUGGUUUAGCCAUCAAUGACACUCGAGACAUCCGAGAAGAUGCUGAAUUGGUCGGAAUAGCAUCUGAAAUUAAACUUAUUUCCGAUCUAGAACUCAUAGCCAAUCGAAACCUAUUCCAUUGCAUUUUCAACUUGCUUUCAAGGUAUUGCCCUGAUCGCUUCAAACGGUACUUCCCUGUAGUGGAACGUAAAUUGGUAUCGUUUUAUCGUCGAUUGUUUCCCUCGUUUUGCCCUCGACGGUUCACGGAUAAGAUCUCUUUGUGGCCUAAAUUCCCGGCAGGAAGUCAUAUUCGGGUAUCACAACGUAGAAAUAACGCUGUGAGCUUUCCUAGUAGUUAUGACCAGAAACAAGGCACGUUCAAAUAUUCGAAAGGAUGCGACUGGAAAAUGCACCCAGAUGUAAUAAAACGCGCCAAAGAAAUCCUGCAAAAACGUAAGGACAGCAUGAAAACUGGCGAUUACAAUCAGCAAUUAUCAUCUAUGAAUCACAAUCAAUUCAAGUUCGAUGCUAUUGAAAAGUGUGUGCAACUUAUUGCCAAUGAAGUUAUUGAAUUGAAAUCGCAAAUAAAUCGUGCAAAAGUUUCCCCUGAAGCAGAGUGUCUGCAAGAUUCUGUAACUGAGAUACGUGAUUUAAAACACAAAAUUGGCCAAUUGAGAACUCAUCCAGACUUUUACAACUCUUUAUCGACCCCUGUUUCUUUUGUUUGAAAAUGUUUCUUUUGGUCUGAUAUUU